Messenger RNA from Dipodomys spectabilis (banner-tailed kangaroo rat), 1837 nucleotides. RefSeq names its product 1-phosphatidylinositol 4,5-bisphosphate phosphodiesterase gamma-2-like. The transcript is spliced from 12 exons. Gene Ontology annotation, biological process: lipid metabolic process; phosphatidylinositol-mediated signaling; positive regulation of epithelial cell migration. NCBI's taxonomy places the organism in Eukaryota, Metazoa, Chordata, Mammalia, Rodentia, Heteromyidae. The record is from RefSeq and is a predicted model, not a curated record. Gene Ontology annotation, molecular function: phosphatidylinositol-4,5-bisphosphate phospholipase C activity; protein binding. The annotation marks the transcript as partial.
UCUGCUCCUGACCUUGUCCUUGUCCUUCCUGUCCCCCUUCCCCCCCCCCCCGAAAAGCCCCAGAGGACCGUGAAGGCUCUCUACGACUACAAGGCCAAGCGUGCUGACGAGCUGACCUUCUGUCGGGGUGCCCUCAUCCACAAUGUCUGCAAGGAGCCAGGGGGCUGGUGGAAAGGGGACUAUGGGACCCGAGUCCAGCAGUACUUCCCGUCCAACUACGUGGAGGACGUCUCGGCCGGCGACCCCGAGGGGCUGGAGAAGCAGAUUAUGGAAGAUAAUCCCCUAGGAUCUCUCUGCAGAGGGAUCCUGGACCUGAAUAACUACAACGUUGUAAAAGCCCCGCAUGGAAAGAACCAGAAACCUUUCGUCUUCAUCCUGGAGCCCAAGAAGCAGGGGGACCCCCCGGUGGAGUUCGCCGCAGACAGCGUGGAGGAGCUCUUCGAGUGGUUCCAGAGCAUUCGACAGAUCACCUGGAAGAUCGACACCAAGGAAAACAACAUGAAGUACUGGGAGAAGAACCAGUCCAUCGCCAUUGAGCUCUCAGACUUGGUUGUCUACUGCAAGCCGACCAGCAAAACCAAGGACAAUCUAGAGAACCCCGACUUCCGAGAGAUCCGCUCCUUUGUGGAGACCAAGGCAGACAGCAUGGUGCGGCAGAAGCCCCGGGAGCUGCUGCGGUACAACCAGAAGGGCCUGACGCGUGUCUACCCCAAAGGACAGCGCGUGGACUCCUCCAACUAUGACCCGUUCCGCCUGUGGCUGUGCGGCGCCCAGAUGGUGGCCCUCAACUUCCAGACCGCAGACAAAUACAUGCAGAUGAACCAUGCGCUGUUCUCGCUCAAUGGCCGGACAGGCUACGUCCUGCAGCCCGAGAGCAUGCGCGGGGAGAAGUACGACCCGGUACCGCCCGAGUCACAGAGGAGGGUGGUGAUGACGCUCACUGUCAAGGUCCUCGGCGCUCGCCACCUCCCCAAGCUCGGGCGAAGUAUUGCUUGCCCCUUCGUGGAGGUGGAGAUCUGUGGGGCGGAGUACGACAACAAUAAGUUUAAGACCACGGUCGUGAAUGACAAUGGCCUCAGCCCUGUGUGGGCUCCCACUCAGGAGAAGGUGACCUUUGAGAUUUAUGACCCCAGCCUGGCCUUCCUGCGCUUCGUGGUCUACGAGGAAGACAUGUUCAGCGACCCCAACUUCCUGGCCCAUGCCACCUAUCCCAUCAAAGGCAUCAAGUCAGGGUUCAGAUCCGUGCCUCUGAAGAAUGGGUACAGCGAGGACAUCGAGCUGGCAUCCCUCCUGGUUUUCUGUGAGAUGCGGCCGGUCUUGGAGUGUGAGGAGGAGCUGUAUUCCUCCUGUCGCCAGCUGCGAAGGAGGCAGGAAGAACUGAACAACCAGCUCUUCUUGUACGACACACACCAGAACCUGCGUAAUGCCAACCGAGAUGCUCUGGUGAAGGAGUUCAACGUCAACGAGAACCAGCUCCAGCUGUACCAGGACAGGUGCAACCGGAGGCUGCGAGAGAAGAGGGUUAGCAACAGCAAGUUUUACUCAUAGAAGCAGAGGUGGAGGUGCGCGUGUGAGGCGGAUGGGUGUGCGUGCGGAUGGGCGGAUGUGCUGUUCAGCCUCGGGGGUGAGGUACCUGCAAUGCUGCCUUCCACCUGUGAUGCCAACAGGACCAUAUGACCAAGGAACCGGGCUGAUUUCCUGGCAUUUUUUCCACCUUGGACUUUUUUUUUUUUUUGUAACUUAUAUUCUUUAUAGAGGAUCCCUAAACCGUGUCUGUCUUGGUGUGUGACCUCUCAUGUUCCAACCUCAUUGAAUAAAGCACAGGCAGUCUUGGUCA